AUGGCGAUCAGUCAGUCAGUGGUUGGCCGCAACAAUGCGGAGAAGCCUCACGGUCUCAGGGGAUUCGUGUCUAAUCCUUAUGUCUUCUUCACAUGUUUGUUUGCCUCCUUGGGUUGUAUCAUGUAUGGAUACGAUCAGGGUGUGAUGGGUCCCGUCCUUGUCAUGGAGAACUUUGAGAACCACUUCCCUACGUUCAUGGGCUCUACCAUUCAGGGUUGGUUAGUGUCUGCUCUGGAGCUCGGUGCCUGGGCCGGUGCCCUGAUCAACGGUGUCCUCGCAGAUCGCAUCUCGCGUAAGUACGCUAUGAUGACUGCCGUUUUCAUUUUCACCCUGGGUACCGGUCUGCAGGCUGGUGCACAGACGCCUGCAUACUUCUUUGCCGGCCGAAUCAUCGGUGGUGUUGGUAUUGGUAUGUUCAGUAUGGUCAUCCCACUAUACCAAGCUGAGAUUGCUCCUCCUGAGCUGCGUGGUUCGCUGGUUUCCCUCCAGCAGCUGUCCAUCACUGUGGGCACCGCGAUCGCCUUCUGGCUUGACUAUGGCAUGCAGUUUGUUGGUAGUAAUACAUGCCAACCUGAGGGUAUCAGCAACCCUUACCUGGCUGACGGCACAUACAACGCCGCUCAAAACCAUGGUCACACCUGCUUGGGCCAAAAGACCAUCGCGUGGAGACUUCCUCUGGCGCUGCAGAUUAUCCCCGCCUGGAUUCUGUUCUUCGGUCUCUUCUUCUUGCCAUUCUCCCCUCGUUGGUUGAUGAUGAAGCACCGUGACGAAGAGGCCAAGUCUGUCAUCUCUCGUCUGCGUCGUCUCCCUGAGAAUGACCCUCUGGUUCAGGCUGAGUACCUUGAGAUUAAGGCUGCUGUCAUGUUCGACGAGGAGAGUGAGCGUGAGCUCGUCGGUACCGGCGGUGCUUUAGCUCCCUGGAAGUCUCUGUUUGCUCCCAACAUGCUGAAGCGCUUGACCCUCGGUUGUGGUAUCAUGAUCUUCCAGCAGUUUACUGGUAUCAAUGCUGUACUUUACUAUGCGCCCCAAAUUUUCUCCUCGUUCGGUUUCACCUCCACGAAAACAACUCUCCUCGCCACUGGUGUGACUGGUAUUCUUCAGAUUAUCUUCACCUUCCCCUCCGUCCUUUUCCUCGACAAGUUUGGCCGCAAGACAUUCCUCAUUGUUGGAGCGGCUGGCAUGUUCCUUUGCCACAUUAUUGUCGCUAUCGUUGAGGGUAUCUACAAGCCCAAAUGGGACUUGAAUGAGGGACUGGCCCAGUCCCAAGGCUGGGUGGCUAUCGCCUUCAUCUGGCUCUUUGCAGUCAACUUUGCCUACUCUUGGGGCCCCGUCUCUUGGGUUUUGGCCCAGGAAAUCUUCCCCAACAGUCAGCGGUCUCGCGGUGUCUCCAUCGUUGCUUCCACCAACUGGAUGUUCAACUUUGUCAUUGGUCUUACCACCAAAGACAUGCUUAACUCGAUGAAGUACGGCACCUAUAUCUUCUUCGCCAUCUUCAGUGCUGGCGGUGGUCUCUUCGUUUGGAAGUAUGCCCCUGAGACCAAGGAUAAGACUCUUGAGGAACUCGAUAUCUUCUUUGGCGGCGCUAUGGAAAGCAUUGCUGAGUCUGAUCGUCUUCGUAUGCUCCGCAUCAACGAGAGCCUUGGCCUUACUGGUGUUGAGAACUUGGAGGACCUCAAGACCGAGAAGCAAAUCAACGCUGAUCACGUUGAGGUUGACUCGACUACUGCUUAA
Molecule: messenger RNA, 1731 nt
Organism: Penicillium nucicola
Lineage: Eukaryota; Fungi; Ascomycota; Eurotiomycetes; Eurotiales; Aspergillaceae
Product: sugar porter family MFS transporter
Exons: 3
Coding region: 1-1731 (576 amino acids)
Biological process (GO): transmembrane transport; carbohydrate transport
Cellular component (GO): membrane
Molecular function (GO): carbohydrate:proton symporter activity
Source: RefSeq, a predicted model, not a curated record